Echinococcus granulosus is the source of this 387-nucleotide messenger RNA. RefSeq names its product 40S ribosomal protein S20. Lineage: Eukaryota; Metazoa; Platyhelminthes; Cestoda; Cyclophyllidea; Taeniidae. The record is from RefSeq and is a predicted model, not a curated record. The transcript is spliced from 3 exons. Bases 1 to 387 code for a protein of 128 amino acids. Gene Ontology annotation, cellular component: cytosolic small ribosomal subunit; ribosome. Gene Ontology annotation, molecular function: RNA binding; structural constituent of ribosome. Gene Ontology annotation, biological process: translation.
AUGUCUGCGGCGGUACUUUUGUCCGAAACUGUGAUGGCAGAAAAGAAGCAGGACUUACAGGAUACGCAGCGUUACUGGGUUCGCAUCACUCUGACAUCCGUGGCUGUGAAGCCCUUGGAAAAGGUUGCUGAAGAUGUAAAAGCGCGGGUUGAGGAUAUGAACCUUAAGCUCAAGGGACCUGUCCGUCUUCCGACUAAAACUCUCAGAAUUACCACCCGUAAGACUCCAUGUGGUGAGGGUUCUAAAACGUGGGAUCGCUACCAAAUGCGCAUUCACAAACGUGUUCUGGAUAUUUACACAACAUCUGAAACUAUUCAACGAUUGACGCUCUGCGACUUGGAUCCAAUGGUUCGUGCCGAAGUCAAGAUUGAAGGAGGCAGUACGUAA